Cephus cinctus (wheat stem sawfly) is the source of this 1136-nucleotide messenger RNA. RefSeq names its product pre-mRNA-splicing factor Syf2. NCBI's taxonomy places the organism in Eukaryota, Metazoa, Arthropoda, Insecta, Hymenoptera, Cephidae. Gene Ontology annotation, cellular component: Prp19 complex; post-mRNA release spliceosomal complex; catalytic step 2 spliceosome. Bases 139 to 828 code for a protein of 229 amino acids. The transcript is spliced from 4 exons. The record is from RefSeq and is a predicted model, not a curated record.
GUCACCACUAAAUAUAUUGUCGGCCAUUGUGGCAUUGUAUUUAUAUGGUGUGAUACCCUGUUUACGUUUGGAGUAUACUCUUAAUAAGUAGAGAAGUGGAAUAUCGGUAUAAAAAAGAGAAAAUUGUCUUUCAAAACAAUGAGCGACGAGGCGUCCACGAGUGCGAAGACUUUCGCAGAAAAACAAGCCGAACGAAUGAAACGUUUGCGGGAUCUUCACGCAAAAAGAAACGAAGCCAGACAACAAAACCACAAGGAAGUUGUUGAAGAGGACAAGAGAAAGAAAUUACCCUCCAAUUGGGAAGCUCGCAAGAGACAGGCUGAAUGGAUAAUGCAAGAUGAGAAUUCUAGGAAGGAAGCAGAGGCUAAGGGAAUUGAUUAUGACAGAGCCAAACUCCUGAACAUGGAUGCCAUCGAAGCAGGAAGACUUGAUAGGAAGAGGAAGAAAAAGAAUCCAGACCCUGGGUUUGCGGACUUUGAACAAGCCACUAUUAGACAAUACAACAGAUUAGUGAAAGGCAUCAAGCCUAAUAUGGAAUCUUACGAAGAAGCUAAGGAAAAAUUAGGACCUGCUUUCUAUGGAGAUAGAAACACUAUUUUACAUGGUCUUCACAAUGACAAAAAGGAUGCUGUGGAUAGGAUGGUCGAUGACUUGGAAAAACAAAUUGCUAAACGUGAGAAGUACAGCAGAAGAAGAAUGCACAAUGACGAUGCUGAUAUAGAUUAUAUUAAUGAACGGAAUGCCAAGUUUAACCAGAAACUUGAGCGCUUCUACGGAGAGCACACUCGGGAAACGAAACUUAAUCUGGAACGUGGUACAGCUAUAUAAUUAGAGACCAUGGCCCUGCUCUUAUUUUUGUUACAUUUUUUUCUGCGUUUAUUGGAACGAAUUGCGAUUCCAGAAUGUAAUGUACUGUAUGUACUCUCUGGUCUGCAAUGACGUCGGUGGCGUUUAUUAUUCCGUAUAGAAUACAAAAAGGAAAAAUGUAUUGGAAUUUCUGGCUAGUAAAAAAUCAUUUUGGAUUAGUAUUUAGUCUCAAUGUAAGAACAAAGAUUUUACACAUUAAAUUCUUUAUGAGUUUAAGUACAAUACAUAUGCUAAUCGCAAAUAAAAAAUUAAAUUAAUUAUUACAGUCA